UGUGGGCGGGACCCGCUCGUGCACUGCGGAGAUGCUGACCGGGGGCCCCGGGCGGCCCUGGGGCACCUUUAGGACCCUGGCCAGCCUCCACAGGUCCCAAAAUAGACCCCAGGCCAGAUGCCUGAGCGCGUCAUGGACACCGGGCGAGCCGAACGCCUCGGGGUCGCCCUGGCCACACAGCCGCCCUUCGCGCACGUCGCCCCCUCGCUCUUCCUCGGGAACGCACGCACUGCAGCCGCGUCGGAGCUGCUGGCGUGCGCGGGCGUCACCCUAUGCGUUAACGUCUCGCGCCAGCAGCCCGGGCCGCGCGCGCCCGGCAUGGCCGAGCUGCGCGUGCCCGUGUUCGACGACCCGGCCGAGGACCUGCUGGCACACCUGGAGCCCACCUGCGCCGCCAUGGAGGCCGCAGUGCGCGCCGGCGGCGCCUGCCUCGUCUACUGCAAGAACGGCCGCAGCCGCUCGGCCGCCGUCUGCACCGCGUACCUCAUGCGGCACCGUGGCCUUAGCCUGGAGCAGGCCUUCCAGACAGUGAAGAGCGCCCGCCCCGUGGCCGAGCCCAACCCUGGCUUCUGGUCUCAGCUCCAGAAGUACGAGGAGGGCCUGCAGUCCAGGUCCUGCCUGACCCCGGAGCCCUCCACACAGUGAGCCCUGAUUGGUCAGUCCAAUCCCCAAACCAGACUGGGAGUUUCCUGGGAUGAUGUAAUCCUAGCUUGUCAAACUCAGGGCUACGGGCCUCAUGCAGCCCACAACUAAUGUUUUUGCAGCCCAUCCAAUGUAACAGUAUGUAAGAAACAUUUUAAUAAAUAUUUUGUAAC
Messenger RNA from Pipistrellus kuhlii (Kuhl's pipistrelle), 815 nucleotides. It is a transcript of the gene DUSP28, whose product is annotated as dual specificity phosphatase 28. Lineage: Eukaryota; Metazoa; Chordata; Mammalia; Chiroptera; Vespertilionidae. Gene Ontology annotation, cellular component: cytoplasm. The coding region runs from base 118 to 645 and encodes 175 amino acids. Gene Ontology annotation, biological process: protein dephosphorylation. The record is from RefSeq and is a predicted model, not a curated record. The transcript has 2 exons. Gene Ontology annotation, molecular function: protein tyrosine/serine/threonine phosphatase activity.